AGCACUCGUUUAUGACUGUCAUCUUGAAGUCACUCAAUUCAUAACUGGAAUGCCACAAAAACAACUCCCUGUUAGCCCAGAGGGAAAAAAAAAAAAGAAAGAAAGUAAAGGGGAAAUUCAGAUUAGUCACAUAGAAGUUCCCCCGCCUGCAAAAUCUGCAGAGUUAAAACUGAGAGAGUCUGCCCUGCUCCUUCAAUUGCCUUUUGCCUCAGGUUCUGGAACCUUAGUCUGUAUCUUCUGACCUACAAGCUUGGCUUUGGCCUUUUCUCCUCCUUUGUGGUAAAGACCAGCCUUCCCCAGGUUCCCCUUUGCCACAGCUGUAUCGUCUCCAUACCGAGACCGAGAAGAUGGAAGGGCAAGGGGUUCAACCCCUGCACGAGAAUCUGGAAAACGGAUCGAGGCCAAGACUGAAGUGGAAGGAGCAGGUCUGGCUGGUGGUCUCUGGAGUUCAGGGAGUGGGGCUGCUCCUGUGCCUCAUCUACGUCUGCCUGCACCUCCACCCUUCUCCGGUGCAGUACCCUUCAGUCCAGAGUCUCAGAGCCCAAGUUACCAGAUGUGAGGAAGGAAGACUAUUCAUCAAGUUACCCAGGAAUGAGUAUCAGACCAUGGAGGUGAAGAACAACUCAAUCACCAUCGGCUGUGAUGGACUUUAUCUCAUCUACAUGAAGGGCUCCUUUUUCCAAGAGGCCAAGAUCAACCUCCAUUUCCGGAAGGGUCAAAGUCCCAUCUCUAUCCCAAUGCUGAACAACGGCCAAAGGGUUGACUUCACUGUGGUGGCCUCUUUGGCUUUCAAAGAUAUCGUUUACUUGACUGUAAAUGCUCCUGAUAUUUCCUGUGAAGACCUCCAGAUAAAUGAUGGGGAACUAAUUGUCGUCCAGCUAACUCCUGGUGGAUACUGUGCCCACUGAAGAUCUCAUGGCAGCACUGUGGACCAAGUGCCACUGUGAAUUCCACUCCGAGAGUGGACGGGACACAGGUUCUUUCUUGGGAGAGCCGAGUCCAUCCUGCUCAACUCUAUGAGGUGUGACCAAAUGUGUGACCUACCCAACUUCCUCACUCAGGGAUAUUUAAAUAGUGUCUUACAUGCUCCCACAAUUCCCUCAAGCCUGCUAAGAGUGCUUCUGGAAAUUAAAAAAAAAAAAAAAAGUAUUUUCAAGGCACAUUGUCUCUGUUGGUCAGAAGAUCACUGUAAUAAACUUGUGUCACUGAAAAUGGCACGUGACUACAAUUUUUCUAGAAUUUUGACAUUGUCAAAAGAAAGAACAAGGAAUGGAGCUAUGAAUCUGAAAAGGAUCAUGUCCACCAACUGGUAGGAGCUGAAGUACUCUCUCCAAAGUCAAGGCGGUUGAUGUUCACAUGCUCCCUUAAGCCCUCUUUCAUUUCACAGGAGCUCAGAAAGGAGAUCACCCUAUGGAAACCAGGACUGGAAGACAACUGUUUAGGCAACACGGUGCACCCUGAGCUUCACCU
Acomys russatus (golden spiny mouse) is the source of this 1470-nucleotide messenger RNA. RefSeq names its product TNF superfamily member 4 (gene Tnfsf4). The record is from RefSeq and is a predicted model, not a curated record. Gene Ontology annotation, cellular component: membrane. Gene Ontology annotation, molecular function: cytokine activity; tumor necrosis factor receptor binding. Bases 348 to 908 code for a protein of 186 amino acids. Lineage: Eukaryota; Metazoa; Chordata; Mammalia; Rodentia; Muridae. Gene Ontology annotation, biological process: immune response. The transcript has 3 exons.